UGAGAUGCUAGGUAAUUUCAAAAGAGUAGAAAUGUUUCUUUUUGAAAAUUUCAGUAUUUAAAAAAACUAGUAUUCACUCUGAUGCCAUUGGUAACUAGAACUGGUUGGGUUUUCUUGCUAGAAAGAAGUUGAGAAUGCUGAUUUUAUACCAUCAAUGCAAUCAGCUUUACUUCCCAGAACAUAGUAUAGCAGUGCAAGAGAGAGGGAGACUUAUCUACACUCUUUAUCUCAAAUCCACUGAUUUAGCUACUUUAAUUUCAUAAUACCAGUAGCACCUCCACCAGAGGGCAGAAAGUGGAAGAGAAAGGAGGUGAAAUAGAAAUUCAUACUUGGCUUCAGAAUGCCUGCAGAAACUUUUGAGGAUUGAAUCCAACCCUUAUUUUGUAAACUUAGUUAACCGUGGCCCAGAAAGACAAUGUGAUUUGUUCAAAGUAGAGCUGGCCUACAAAUCUCCUAGACUCUAUUUUCAGGCUUGUGUCUGUGCUGCCAUGACAUGUGAUGAUGCCGUAUCUUUCUUAGUAAGAAGAACACAGCCCUGAAAUUACACUGCCUCCAGGGAAUUCUGGUUCAGCAGUUGAUAGCUGUGUAACCCUAGGCUGGUACUUUGACUCCCUAAAUCUUUCUCAUCUUUAAAAUAAACAUUAUAUAGUACCUAUCUCAAAGUGGUUGCAUAUAGAGGGCUUAGUACAAAGCCUGCCCACAUACUAAGCUUAAUUUUUGUGAAUUAGAAUAAAGUUGUCAGAUACUGAAAGUCUAGUGUUUGCAACAUUGAUAGGUUCAGUGUUUCAACUAUUUUACCAUCCUGUACCUUUUACUAUGUCCUCUCAUUUCAGAAACAUAAUACUGAUUUUCCCCCCAUUUUUUACAAAUGUUUACUUUCUUCUCCCCCAGCAAUAAUAUUCGAGGAACAGGUGCCUGGUACAUACAUAGUUUGUUGACUAUGUAUGGCCUCCAGCAGAAUGGAGAUGGAUUUAUUCAAUAACCUCGAGUAAUUUUUGAAAUUUCCAUUAAAAGCUUGCAGAUAUUGGAUGAAAAUCUUUUCAAAGAAAAAUGCAAUGUAGUCUUUCCUCCCUUUUUCUUUUUGCCAAUGUUUGACAACUGUCUUGGGUUUCAAAUGGUGACAGUCAUCACCUUGUAAAUACCUGCGUUGCUGUCCUUGUCGCUGCCUGAGCAAGAGCGGCCGCUAGUAUGUGACAGGCCCAGAGUUGUGGCGUCUUGGUUUCAGCCAGGGGAUGCCCUUGGCAGGAAAUGGCAAAUUAGGCUUAUGGAAGAAGGUUGGGGGUUCCCUCCUCCCUGCAGCUUCAGCACAGUCUCAGGCAGUCUUGCAAAAGCAGUUUCUUCACUAAACAUGUAACAAGGCAAGUUUCCAUUUGCCUAACGCAGCUAAUGCUGGUCCCUGAAACAACUUUUUUGAGACAACAGUUGGCCUUUAAUUGACAGUGCCUGCAGUUAUUUGGAUUUUUACUUGGCUUCGCUCGUGCCUAAAAGAAAAUGGUCUAGGAUAUGAAGAUUUUGGAGUGCCGAGAAGUAACUUGUUUCCAACCGCUGUUCCCCACAGCCCAAACCUUCAGGUCUGGUCCUUAUCGUGCGGCCCUUGCGGGUGUACGUUUGACGCGAAGAGCGGUGAGGAGGCCAGCAGUCCGCCUAGCUUUCCAUCUUACCCUGGAAAAUAACUUCUUUGAAUGCAAAGAGGUGGGGUCGCGGAGGAUCUGCCAUCAAAGGUCUUGGAAGCUGAUGGUGAUAACAUGGAAGAUGGUUGCUCGCAGAAGCUGGCAACUGCUAAUAUUCUUCGUUUCUUAUUACUGGUCCUAAUUCCAUGUAUCUGUGCCUUCAUUGUCCUGCUGGUGAUCCUGCUUUCCUUUGUUGGAACAUUAAAGAAAGCCUAUUUUAAAUCAAAUGGGAGUGAACCUUUGGUCACUGAUGGUGAAGUCCAAGUGCCUGAUGUUAAUCUCACAAGUGCAGUUUGUAACGAGAGCGCUGUGGCCUCUGCUGUACCUCCCAACCAACACAUUCCAGCCUGGACCACGGAUACUUCUCUCCCAGGGGACCAAAAUCACAGGGAUGCAGGGACCUGUGUAAACAUCACCCACAGCCAGUGUCAGAUGCUGCCCUACCACACCUCCCUCACACCUCUCUCCUCACUUGUCGAAAACAUGGAAAUCGAGAAGUUCCUCAAGUUCUUCAUGUACCUGCAUCGCCUCAGUUGCUAUCAACAUAUCAUGCUUUUCGGCUGCAGCCUGGCCUUCCCCGAAUGCACCAGUGAUGGCGAUGCCAGUUAUGGACUCCUGCCCUGUAAGUCCUUCUGUGAGGCUGCAAAAGAGGGCUGUGAAUCCAUCCUGGGGAUGGUAAAUGCCUCCUGGCCCCAUUUCCUCAAAUGCUCUCAGUUUAGAAACCAAAUCGAAAGCAGAGAUGCCGGCAGGAUUUGCUUCUCACCACAACAGGAAAAAGGAAAGCAAUUGUUCUGUGGAGGGGGCGAGAACUUUCUUUGUGCCAGUGGAAUCUGCAUCCCCAGAAAACUGCAGUGUAACGGCUAUAAUGACUGCGACGACUGGAGCGAUGAGGCUCAUUGCAAUUGCAGCGAGGAUUUGUUCCACUGCCACACAGGCAGGUGCCUUCACAACAGCCUUGUGUGUGACGGGUACGACGACUGUGGGGACCUGAGUGAUGAGCGGGGCUGUGAUUGCGAUCCCACAAAGGAGCACCGCUGCGGCGACGGGCGCUGCAUUGCUAAGGAGUGGGUGUGUGAUGGUGACCACGAUUGUGGCGACAGGUCCGACGAGGUCAAUUGCUCCUGUCAUAGCCAGGGCCUGGUGGAAUGCAGAAGCGGACAGUGCAUCCCCAGCGUGUUCCAGUGUGAUGGCGACGUGGACUGUAAGGACGGGAGUGACGAGGAGCAUUGCAGUGACAGUCAGACUCCAUGUCAAGAAGGCGACCCAAGGUGCCUCUCCAGUUCCUGCCUUGAUUCAUGUGGUGGCAGCUCUCUCUGUGACCUGAACAACAGCCUGAAUAACUGUAGUCAGUGUGAACCAAUUACGUUGGAACUCUGCAUGAAUUUGCCCUACAACUAUACAAAUUAUCCAAAUUACCUGGGCCACAGGACUCAAAAGGAAGCAUCCAUCAGCUGGGAGUCCUCUCUUUUCCCUGCACUUGUUCAAACCAACUGUUACAAAUACCUCAUGUUCUUUGCCUGCACCAUUUUGGUACCAAAGUGUGAUGUGAAUACAAGCCAGCGUAUCCCCCCUUGCAGAGCACUGUGUGAGCACUCCAAAGAACGCUGUGAGUCUGUUCUUGGGAUUGUGGGCUUACAGUGGCCUGAAGACACAGAUUGCAAUCAAUUUCCAGAGGAAAAUUCAGGCAACCAGACCUGCUUAAUGCCUGAUGAAGAUGUGGAAGAAUGCUCACCUAGUCAUUUCAAGUGUGGCUCUGGACGGUGUGUUCUGGCUUCCAGAAGGUGUGAUGGCCAGGCCGACUGUGAUGAUGACAGUGAUGAAGAAAACUGUGGCUGUGAAGAGAGAGAUCUCUGGGAAUGUCCUUCCAGUAAGCAAUGUUUGAAGCACACACUCAUCUGUGAUGGAUUCCCAGACUGCUCUGAUAACAUGGAUGAAGAAAACUGCUCACUUUGCCAAGCUGAUGAACUAGAAUGCGCGAACCAUGAGUGUGUGUCACGUGACCGGUGGUGUGAUGGUGAAGCUGACUGCCUAGACAGUUCAGAUGAAUGGGACUGUGUGAUCCUCUCUAAAAAUGGGAACUCAUCUUCCUUCCUGACUGCUCACAGAUCUGCCAUAGAAUACCUCGUGUGUGCGGAUGGCUGGCAGGAGGCGUUGAGUCAGCUGGCCUGCAAACAGAUGGGUUUAGGAGAACCAUCUGUGACCGAAUUGAUACAGGAACAGGAGCAAGACCAGCAGUGGCUGACUUUACACUCCAACUGGAAGAGCCUCAAUGGGACCACUUUGCAUGAACUUCUGGUAAAAGGGCAGUCUUGUCACAGCAGAAGUAAGAUUUUUCUUCUGUGUACUAAACAAGACUGUGGGCGCCGCCCUGCUGUGCGAAUGAACAAAAGGAUCCUCGGGGGUCGGACAAGUCGCCCUGGAAGGUGGCCCUGGCAAUGUUCCCUGCAGAGUGAACCCAGUGGACACAUUUGUGGCUGUGUCCUCAUUGCCAAGAAGUGGGUUCUGACAGUUGCCCAUUGCUUUGAGGGGCGAGAGAAUGCUGCCGUUUGGAGGGUGGUGUUUGGCAUCAACAAUCUAGACCAUCCAUCGACUUUCAUGCAGACGCGCCUGGUGAAGACCAUCAUCCUGCACCCUCGCUACAGCCGAGCUGUAGUGGACUACGACAUCAGCAUAGUGGAGCUAAGCGAAGACGUCAAUGAAACGAGCUACGUCCGGCCAGUCUGCUUACCCAGCACGGAGCAGUUGUUAGAACCUGACACAUACUGCUUUAUCACAGGCUGGGGCCACAUGGGCAACAAAAUGCCUUUUAAGCUGCAAGAGGGAGAAGUCCGCAUCAUUUCUCUGGAGCAGUGUCAGUCCUACUUUGACAUGAAGACCAUCACCACUCGGAUGAUAUGUGCCGGCUACGAGUCUGGCACAGUCGACUCAUGCAUGGGUGACAGUGGUGGGCCUCUUGUUUGUGAGCGGCCUGGAGGACAGUGGACAUUAUUUGGUUUAACUUCGUGGGGCUCCGUCUGCUUUUCCAAAGUCCUGGGACCUGGAGUUUAUAGCAACGUGUCAUACUUCGUUGAGUGGAUUGAAAGACAAAUAUAUAUCCACACAUUUCUCCUGAACUAAUUCCACAGAUGAUCAGAGAUGUUUGCCAGCCACGCUCAGAGAAAAUGGCCUUCUUGACUGUGGAGAGCUUUCCUGCAGAGAACUGUGCAGAAGCACUUUUCAUGGGCAGGGUACUCAACAGUGCUGCAAAUUUUUGUAUUAGUUUUGGUCUAAUUUUAUUCAGCUUUUUUUUUUUUUAUGUUUUCCUCUUAGUUCAAGUUCAAUGAAAGGCUUUAAAAAAACAAA
This is a messenger RNA of Manis pentadactyla (Chinese pangolin), 5012 nucleotides long. It is a transcript of the gene CORIN, whose product is annotated as corin, serine peptidase. The record is from RefSeq and is a predicted model, not a curated record. Gene Ontology annotation, cellular component: membrane. Gene Ontology annotation, biological process: regulation of blood pressure; peptide hormone processing; acrosome reaction. Lineage: Eukaryota; Metazoa; Chordata; Mammalia; Pholidota; Manidae. The transcript is spliced from 22 exons. The coding region runs from base 1683 to 4787 and encodes 1034 amino acids. Gene Ontology annotation, molecular function: protein binding; serine-type endopeptidase activity.